AUGAGCCCCCUGAACUCAACCUUCUUUAGAAACACCAGUAUUGUGCGUCCUGACUUCUUUUUCAUUAGUGGCCUUGCGGUUAUUCCUCACAUAAAAUUCUACUAUGUCUUCUUAUGCUUUGUAUAUGCUCUGACUCUACUGGGAAACACCUUUGUCAUGUUUAUGAUUUACACUGACCACUGUCUUCACAGUCCAAAGUACAUUGCAGUUUUUAAUUUGGCUCUGUGUGACUUGUGUGGAAGCACUGCAUGCAUUCCUCAGAUGAUUGACACCUUCCUGUUUAAAUCACAGUUAAUCUCUUUUGAGGCCUGCUUGACUAAUCUGUAUUUUGUUUUCUUUUUUAUCGCUCUACAAUCUUUCACUCUCACUGUUUUAUCCUAUGAUAGAUGUGUUGCUAUAUGUGUUCCACUGAGAUACAAUGACAUUGUGACUAGUAGGUCAAUAUUGGUCAUCAUAGCCAUAUUAUGGAUUUUUGCAGGAGUGAUCAUUCUCGUAGCUGUGGUAUUCAUCACCACACUGUCAUUCUGCAAAUCCACUGUGAUAGACAGCUAUAUCUGUGACCAUGGACCCAUUUGGCGGUUGGCGUGCAAUGACAACACUCCAAGUAGGAUGAUUAAUUGGACACAUUCUUUUGUGAUUCUGUGGUGUCCAGUGCUUUUUAUCACAGGUACAUACAUUUGUAUAGGUGUGGCAUUAUUAAAAAUCGCAGUGGCCUCAGAGCGCCUCAAAGCCAUGCAAACCUGCACCUCUCAUUUGAUCUUGGUGAGUGUGUUUUACCUUCCUAUCUGCAUCAAUGGAGCAAUGGGCUCAAGCAUGCACCAGCACAAAAGGAUCAUUAACAUGUCACUGACGACUGUCUUGCCGCCUGUGCUGAAUCCAAUCAUUUACACACUGAAGACAGAAGAAUUCAGAGAAUCCAUUAAAAAGCUGUACAGAAGAAACAAGAUAAAUGUCACUAAAGUAGCAGUGACAUUCGGCAAGUGCUUUUCUAAGAUGAGGCACAAGUGUCCUUUUGGGAACCCACUCCUUACUUUCACACUGCAGUUCACAAUUUCAGCUCAUAAAGAGGAGCGCACCCAUGCAGGGUUCACCGGAGGAACAGAUCAAAGGGCACAAAAGUGGCCCAAAGCUGUUGAAGAGAGAGAGUGGGAAACAGUCAACAACGACCCGACAAAGAUCUCGGAGCAACAAGUGGGCACAGCAGAGAAAAAGCUGGAAAGGAUGGGAAACAUCAUCUACCAUUACGGAGAAGAGCGCUUUGGAGUGAACAUAAGGAGAAGUGACAAAGCAACACCAGCACCAGCCAAAUCCAGGAGGCAGCAAGAGAUCGAAAGACUGGUCGAGAAGACCAGUCGAGAGAGAAGGCAGCUGAGAAAGCAGUGGAAGAAGGUCUCUGAUGCAGAGAGAGAUGGUCUCAUGCUACUCCAGGGGGACAUCAAAUGCCGGUUGGCAACCUUGCGAAGAGCAGAGAACUUGAGGAAACUUCGCAAGAGGAAGGAACACACAAGAACAUGGUUCUAUAAAAACCCCUUCAAGAUAUAA
Molecule: messenger RNA, 1542 nt
Organism: Conger conger (European conger)
Lineage: Eukaryota; Metazoa; Chordata; Actinopteri; Anguilliformes; Congridae
Product: olfactory receptor 1F1-like
Exons: 5
Coding region: 1-1542 (513 amino acids)
Biological process (GO): G protein-coupled receptor signaling pathway
Cellular component (GO): membrane
Molecular function (GO): olfactory receptor activity; G protein-coupled receptor activity
Source: RefSeq, a predicted model, not a curated record